GCCCUCUGCCUUUCUCUUCUCUUCCAUCUUUUGUUAGGGAUCCUGGGCUCUCCUCUUUUCUCUGGGAAGCCAGAGCCCAAGUGCUCCAUUCCCAGGGAGGGAGUGCCCUCUAGGGCCAGGGGGAGUGAAGGCCUGAGGAGGCACCAGCUGGAGAAGAAGGGCAGGGCCUGGAGGCCAAGUCUGGAAGGGAAGGAGCUGCUGGCCAAUCAGGGGCGAGCCAACUGCACCCUGACCUGCUGGGCUGGGACAGCACAGAACCCUCAGGGCUGCCGUCCACACUCUCCCGGUCAGAGUCCUGGGACCACAUGGGGAUGCUCCUGUGGCUUCUUGCCUUCUCCAUUCUGGGUCUCCAGGCUUCGGAGGAUUUUCCACAGUUCUCCUGGAAUGAGACCCAAGCCAGAGGCUUGUCCCAGAGGCUUAUGGACCUGUUUGUCAGCAUCUCACAGUUCAUUCACAAGGGUCACAAUGAUACUCCCUCCAUCGUCUCCCGCAAGGAGUGGGGGGCGAGACCGCUCUCCUGCAGGGCCCUGCUGACCCUGCCUGUGGCCUACAUCAUCACAGACCAGCUCCCAGGGAUGCAGUGCCAGGAGCAGAGCAUUUGCAGCCAGAUGCUGCGGGGGUUGCAGUCCCAUUCCGUCUACACCAUAGGCUGGUGCGACGUGGCGUACAACUUCCUGGUUGGGGAUGAUGGCAGGGUGUAUGAAGGUGUUGGCUGGAACAUCCAAGGCUUGCACACCCAGGGCUACAACAACAUUUCCCUGGGCAUCGCCUUCUUUGGCAAUAAGAUAGGCAGCAGUCCUAGCCCUGCUGCCUUAUCAGCUGCAGAGAGUCUGAUCUCCUAUGCCAUCCAGAAGGGUCACCUGUCGCCCAGGUAUAUUCAGCCACUUCUUCUGAAAGAAGAGACCUGCCUGGACCCUCAACAUCCAGUGAUGCCCAGGAAGGUUUGCCCCAACAUCAUCAAACGAUCUGCUUGGGAAGCCAGAGAGACACACUGCCCGAAAAUGAACCUCCCAGCCAAAUACGUCAUCAUCAUCCACACCGCUGGCACAAGCUGCACUGUAUCCACAGACUGCCAGACUGUCGUCCGAAACAUACAGUCCUUUCACAUGGACACACGGAACUUUUGUGACAUUGGAUAUCACUUCCUGGUGGGCCAGGAUGGUGGCGUGUAUGAAGGGGUUGGAUGGCACAUCCUAGGCUCUCACACUUAUGGAUUCAACGAUAUUGCCCUAGGAAUUGCUUUCAUCGGCUACUUUGUAGAAAAGCCUCCAAAUGCUGCAGCGCUGGAGGCGGCCCAGGACCUGAUCCAGUGUGCCGUGGUUGAGGGGUACCUGACUCCAAACUACCUGCUGAUGGGCCACAGUGAUGUGGUCAACAUCCUGUCCCCUGGGCAGGCUUUGUAUAACAUCAUCAGCACCUGGCCUCAUUUCAAGCACUGAAGGAGGCCCCACUCCCUCUGAGACUGCCCUCCCUCCCCUGCCAGGUCUCUCCAAUCCUCACCAGCCAAGCUGGCUCAGCACCUUGUGUCCCCCUCCCCUGCCAGCCCAUCCUUUCUCAGGUUUGAAUGGUCAUGUCCUUUCCUGCCAACAUCCUCCAGGAGCCCCCAGACCUCACAGCUGGGCAUUCGCAGCCCUCUUGGUCUGAGUUUAGACUUCCCCUCUCUUCACCUACCUCUCCCCUGGGCACUUACCUCCUCAGUCAGGCGAGACAAUGGGCUGGUCCUUGUGGCAUUUCUCUCUCUCUCCCAACCCCUGUCUCCUCUUCUUUCUUUCCUUCCUUUCCCUUUCUUUCUUUUCUUUUCUUUCUUUCUUUCUUUCUUUCUUUCUUUCUUUCUUUCUUUCUUUCUUUCUUUCUUUCUUUUCUUUCCCUCCCUGCCUCCCUCCUUCCUUCCUUCCUUCCCUCUUUCUUAUUUCGCCUUCUUUCUUGCUUUCUCACUCUCUCUCUCUCUCUCCUCCCCUCUGCCUGGUGAGCCUUCCCUGUUUUCUGCCUGGAAGCCUCCACCCUUCAUCCCUCACCCAUGACCUAGGUCAUUUUGCCCACCCCUCCUCUCUACUCACACAUGGACUGGUACAUAUUUGGAUGCAGCCCUUACUUAAGUGCUGUAAUUAUUUAUAGAUAUGAUUUAUAGAUAUGUCUGUCCUCUCCUCUGGGUCGUAAGUUUCUCCAAGGGAGGAAUUCUAUUUUAUUCAUCUCUGUCCUCAGUUCCUCAGCAGUGUUUGGAGUUUAAUAGGUUCUACAGAUGUUUGUUAAAGAAAUGGAUUAAUAAAUGAA
This is a messenger RNA of Pongo pygmaeus (Bornean orangutan), 2271 nucleotides long. RefSeq names its product peptidoglycan recognition protein 3 (gene PGLYRP3). Lineage: Eukaryota; Metazoa; Chordata; Mammalia; Primates; Hominidae. The record is from RefSeq and is a predicted model, not a curated record. Gene Ontology annotation, biological process: peptidoglycan catabolic process. The coding region runs from base 306 to 1439 and encodes 377 amino acids. The transcript has 9 exons. Gene Ontology annotation, molecular function: zinc ion binding; N-acetylmuramoyl-L-alanine amidase activity.